CACACACUUUCUUCUCAACCUUCUUACCAAAACCUCUGAAAGGUUAUAAAAACAUCAAAAAAAAAAAUAUGAGACCCGUAAGCCACCUGGGCACCACCAUGAGCUCAUCAAAGGCAGCAGCCACUCCACCAGCAAUAGCCCAACCUCGCUCACCAUGGCACUCUCCUGUGCCUUACCUCUUUGGAGGUCUAGCAGCUAUGCUGGGCUUGAUUGCUUUUGCUUUAUUAAUCUUGGCUUGCUCUUAUUGGAGAUUGUCUAGUCGUUUAGACAGUGAAAAUGAAGGUAACGAUCAAAGAGAUCUUGAAAGUGGAAAUGAAAAGGAAGGAAGUAACCCUGGGAAGGCAGAGAAAAGGGUUUAUGAAGAGAAGUUCUUGGUUAUUAUGGCUGGGAAUCAGAAGCCAACAUUUUUAGCCACUCCUGUUUGUAGUAAAGUUUCUUCCUCUGGAGCCCAGAUUGAUAACCAAGAAGAAGAGAAGACAGAGAGCACCGGUGAUCAUUACAAGCUGAAAAAUGAAGAAAUGAUAGGGGACAGCCAUGAUCAAGCAAGAACAACAGCUGAAGAAAACAUAGAGACACAAGAGAAUCAACAAGAAGAACAAAAUUAAGCUGCAAUGAGCAGGAAAUAAAUCAAUUUUGGAGAUGAAAGGAGAGUGUUUAAUUUUUUUCUUUUUUUCUGGUACUUUUCCUGGUUUUUUGGUGUUUUGGGUGCUGUUCUUGUAGUACUUCGGGAGGUGUAAAAAAUUUGCAGAGAUGAGGCAAUUCUUGAAGUAGAAGAAAAGGUUUUCUUCUUUACAGCAAAUUACAGCCAAAUUUUGCUUAGUAAUUAAUCAUAUUUUUCUUCAUAA
Molecule: messenger RNA, 845 nt
Organism: Populus trichocarpa (black cottonwood)
Lineage: Eukaryota; Viridiplantae; Streptophyta; Magnoliopsida; Malpighiales; Salicaceae
Product: protein GLUTAMINE DUMPER 5
Exons: 1
Coding region: 69-605 (178 amino acids)
Biological process (GO): regulation of amino acid export
Source: RefSeq, a predicted model, not a curated record